Messenger RNA from Dipodomys ordii (Ord's kangaroo rat), 939 nucleotides. RefSeq names its product heparan sulfate (glucosamine) 3-O-sulfotransferase 2 (gene Hs3st2). The transcript has 3 exons. Gene Ontology annotation, molecular function: [heparan sulfate]-glucosamine 3-sulfotransferase activity. The record is from RefSeq and is a predicted model, not a curated record. Lineage: Eukaryota; Metazoa; Chordata; Mammalia; Rodentia; Heteromyidae. Bases 1 to 939 code for a protein of 312 amino acids.
AUGCUCACGCGCGAUCCUUCCCAGGACCGGGGGGCUGGUGGAAACGCCCGGGAAUCGAACCUGCAGCCCCCACGAGGCAGCUGCGGACGAAUUCCCCUCCGGACGUGUGCGCCGCCCGCCCCGCGCCUCCCGGCUUCCAACCACUCCGGCUCCCCGAAGCUGGGCACCAAGCGGCUUCCCCAAGCCCUCAUCGUGGGCGUGAAGAAGGGGGGCACGCGAGCGGUGCUGGAGUUUAUCCGCGUGCACCCCGACGUGCGGGCCCUGGGUACCGAGCCCCACUUUUUCGACAGGAACUACGGCCGCGGGCUGGACUGGUACAGGAGCCUGAUGCCCAGGACCCUGGAGACUCAGAUCACCCUGGAGAAGACACCCAGCUACUUUGUCACCCAAGAAGCCCCACGGCGGAUCUUCAACAUGUCCCGGGACACCAAGCUGAUCGUGGUGGUCCGGAACCCGGUGACCAGGGCCAUCUCCGAUUACACGCAGACGCUGUCCAAGAAGCCGGACAUCCCCACCUUCGAGGGUCUGUCCUUCCGCAACCGCAGCCUGGGCCUGGUGGACGUGUCGUGGAACGCCAUCCGCAUCGGCAUGUACGCCCUGCACCUGGAGAGCUGGCUGCGGUACUUCCCCCUGGCCCAGAUCCACUUCGUCAGCGGGGAGCGCCUCAUCACCGACCCGGCGGGGGAGAUGGGGCGCGUGCAGGAUUUCCUGGGCAUCAAACGCUUCAUCACCGACAAGCAUUUCUAUUUCAACAAGACCAAAGGAUUCCCUUGCUUGAAAAAACCAGAAUCGAGCGUCUCGCCUCGGUGCCUAGGCAAAUCAAAAGGCAGAACUCAUGUCCAGAUUGACCCCGAGGUGAUAGACCAGCUCCGGGAAUUUUAUAGACCUUAUAAUAUUAAAUUUUAUGAAACCGUGGGGCAGGAUUUCCGAUGGGAAUAA